Molecule: messenger RNA, 1481 nt
Organism: Rhinopithecus roxellana (golden snub-nosed monkey)
Lineage: Eukaryota; Metazoa; Chordata; Mammalia; Primates; Cercopithecidae
Product: serine/threonine-protein phosphatase 2A regulatory subunit B'' subunit beta-like
Exons: 11
Coding region: 228-1352 (374 amino acids)
Biological process (GO): protein dephosphorylation
Cellular component (GO): protein phosphatase type 2A complex
Molecular function (GO): calcium ion binding; protein phosphatase regulator activity
Source: RefSeq, a predicted model, not a curated record
CGUGCCUGGCUGAGUGUGCUGCGUCUUUCUGCAGCAGGGGGUCUCCGGGCAGCAUCGGUCAGGCGCCAGGUGCGCAGCAAGAGCGCAGGCGUCCAGGCCUCGCUGACUGCCCUCUCCUGCCCUCUCUGCCCCAGGCCUGCGGCUGCCCCCUCUACUGGAAGGGGCCGCUCUUCUAUGGCGCCGGCGGGGAGCGCACGGGCUCCGUGUCCGUCCACAAGUUCGUCGCCAUGUGGAGAAAAAUCCUGCAGAACUGCCACGACGACGCGGCUAAGUUCGUCCAUCUGCUCAUGAGCCCUGGCUGCAACUACCUGGUGCAGGAGGACCUGGUCCCCUUCCUGCAGGACGUGGUGAACACGCACCCGGGGCUGUCGUUCCUGAAGGAGGCGUCCGAGUUCCACUCGCGCUACAUCACCACGGUCAUCCAGCGGAUCUUCUACACCGUGAACCGGUCCUGGUCUGGCAGGAUCACCUGCGCGGAACUGCGGAGGAGCUCCUUCCUGCAGAAUGUGGCGCUGCUGGAGGAGGAGGCGGACAUCAACCAGCUGACCGAAUUCUUCUCCUACGAGCACUUCUAUGUCAUCUACUGCAAGUUCUGGGAGCUGGACACGGACCACGACCUGCUCAUCGACGCGCACGACCUGGCGCGGCACAAUGACCACGCCAUUUCUACCAAGAUGAUCGACAGGAUCUUCUCCGGAGCAGUCACGCGAGGCAGAAAAGUGCAGAAGGAAGGGAAGAUCAGCUACGCCGACUUUGUCUGGUUUUUGAUCUCUGAGGAAGACAAAAAAACGCCAACCAGCAUCGAGUACUGGUUCCGCUGCAUGGACCUGGACGGAGAUGGCGCCCUGUCCAUGUUCGAGCUCGAGUACUUCUACGAGGAGCAGUGCCGAAGGCUGGACAGCAUGGCCAUCGAGGCCCUGCCCUUCCAGGACUGCCUCUGCCAGAUGCUGGACCUGGUCAAGCCGAGGACCGAAGGGAAGAUCACGCUGCAGGACCUGAAGCGCUGCAAGCUGGCCAGCGUCUUCUUCGACACCUUCUUCAACAUCGAGAAGUACCUGGACCACGAGCAGAAAGAGCAGAUCUCCCUGCUCAGGGACAGUGACAGCAGCGGCCCCGAGCUCUCGGACUGGGAGAAGUACGCGGCCGAGGAGUACGACAUCCUGGUGGCCGAGGAGACGGCGGGGGAGCCCUGGGAGGACGGGUUCGAGGCCGAGCUCAGCCCUGUGGAGCAGAAGCUGAGUGCCCUGCCGUCCCCACUGGUCCAGAGGCCCUUCUUCGAGGCCCCCGCGCCCCUGGGCGCCGUGGACCUGUACGAGUACGCGCGCGGGGACGAGGACCUGGAGCCGCUGUGAGGUCGCCGGGGGACCCCACCGCGGGCCCCUCUGCACGUGCCACAGCCGGGACAGCGCGGCUUGUGUAAAAACUCUUGUCUUUUGGGGAAAGUGAGUGCGUUGUACGGAAUGGUAAAUUUUUAUUUAUUC